UUUCUUCGUUUGAAUAGCAAAGAGAGCUAUAUGAAUUAGAACGUUGGCUUUUGAAAAGGAUCAUAGCAGGGGAUAGGAGUAGUAAAAAUGGGAAUACUUUGGUAGAUGAUUUGGAUAGCAAAUAUUAAGAGAGGAUGAAAGAGAAUUGCUUAAGAUGGUUAAGACAUGUACAAAAACGAAGCAUUGGUAAACCACCGAGAAAGCUAGAUUGUUGGAACUCAUGCGACUUAAAGAGAGGGCCAGGAAGACCGAAGAUAAUUUGGAGGGUAGGAGACUAGGAGUGAAAAAAAUUGAAGGAUUUAAACUUACAAGUUGAGAUGGUGAAAGAAGCAAUUAUGUGAAGGACCACUGAAACCAAUUUAUUGGCUUAUGUAGCGAACCCAAAUCUUUUGUAAUUAACGUUUGUGGAUAGCAAAAUGGAAGGGUAGGAAAUGUAAGAAAGAGAACUAAAACUUCUUCAUAAUUUGUACCGACUAACAUUAGAAAGAUUAAGAAGAAAAACACAUCAAUCUUCUCUUUCUUUCCUUUCAAAAAUGUUAUACAAACAUAUUAGUUACGGUGGUGCUUCUUCAACUGUUAUUGUAAUAUUACUGCCAUAAAACUUGAUUGUUGGCUAAUCUGUAUUUCUAAAAGGUUGUUGCUUGCUGGUUUUGUUUUUGUUUUGAAUGUGCCCCGUUUGGGAUUUGGGGUGUUUAUUUCUCAUGGGAAGAGAUUUCAUAGGGUCCUCUUGUAAUACAUAGUGUUACUCAUCGUUGCUUGUAAUUUGUUGUAAUGUUUUAAUUGUUUCAGGAAAUUGGCAAUGUGUUAAUUGUUGUAAUUUGGAUUGAAGUGACUGAUGGUGAAUAUUUAGCAUUAAAUAAGGGAGUCCUUCCUAGCCUUCUAGAAUUAAUCUACCUUGUGGUUGAUAAUGUUCAAACUAGAAGCCGAUCAUCAGGUUUUGUCCCUGUUUCAGAGUCUAGAACGAAGGCCCUCAUUGUACUUGUUAUCAACGAAUUUAAGAUGAACCAUACCUUCAGCAUCUGCAGAGUUCUGUACAUGCUUUUGUUGAUUCACUCCCUUUAACAACAAUUGAAGUUGUUUCAUAUGGUUGAACUGUUUCUGAAUAUGAUUUUUUUGCGGAUUCUACUGCAUCUGCGGAUUUGCUUCUUGGGAAAUCACCUAAAGAGAAGAAGUUAAAAGCAUGGAUAUGUGGGGCUGGUGUAUACUUGUCACCUGUGCAAUGUGCAUGCUUCCCUCCCUUUAGCACAUAUGAUCUUCUCUUCAGUCAGGCCUUUCAAGGAAACAUCCCAGAGACUGCAAGAGACCACUGCUUGGGCACUGCUAUGGAAGUUGCCCUGGUGAUUUUUCAAGGGCCAUCUUCUGGUUUAUCCCGAGGGGUAGUUAAGAACCAGGGGUAAAGAUUCGGAUAAUAGUAUGUGCUGGUGGAUCCAAGUUCCAACACAUUUGGUCCCGGAUCAGUUCCCUAUUCAUCGUCUCACCCAAACUAUCCUUAUCAUGAGAAAACUGCAUCGAAGUGGAUGGACCAUCAGGCUAUGAGGCUCAUAGACAGCACACAGUUGUAGAUAUUUUGUGUGCUGAAACUUGCCCUGUUAGAGUUCCUGUUCCGCAACCCCUGGCUAGAGCAUCUUGUGGUGUUCUUAUUCUUCACGACGACAUUGAAGCGUGUUUUGUGUGAACUUGCAAUUAUUCCAUCUUAGAAGAGACCUGUUGCUCGGAAACAUCAUUGGCCAUGAAGAUGAAAGAUUUGAAAUAUAUUUGUAGAUGCAUUCAUUGAUCUUUCGUUGCAAAUGGUAGCUCCUCGAUGCUUGAUCCACCAUGAAGGGGGGUACCAUUGGGAAACUGCCAGUUUAUGAUCUGGCAAUGCAGUCAGAUACCGCUGCUGUUUUAGAUCAUGGGACCGAUUUCUCAUCUGGCUGUGAGUGAGGCUCAUCAUUUUAGGUGAUCCAUUCGUGUCGUUUUUGGACAAUGAGCCUUCUCUAUUUCUCUUUUGCAAUCGCAACCCUUUGGUUCCCGCAUUGUGAGGCGAGGAAAUCGAUGGUGCUAUCGAGUCCUACAAAUCAAAACAUGAAACACAAACACCUGAAAAUAUUGGAAAUGGCAAAGACAUUGAAUAUGCUGAUAGAUGUAUCUGUAAGCUCUCCUUUUACUUUACCUCCUUAUGAUUCUUUGCCUCCUGUUCCUUUACCCGGCACCAACUAUAACCCGCCCAUUUGUAUAUACCCACCACCCAACCCACAAUCCCCGUCCACCACUGUCCCAAGCCCAAUCGGACUUACACCUUCUCCGACUAUACCAAGCCCAUCAAUCAUCUUUCAAGGGCCUCCAUACUAUGUUCCAAACCCACCACCAUACUAUGAUUAUGAACCUAGCCCACCUAGUAGUAUUAUUCCUAGUCCACCACAAUCUCCAAUCGGGUUUGAACCUAGCCCACCCGUAUUUGAACCUAGCCCACCUGUAUUUGAACCACCGGUAGUGCAUCCACCACCAACAGGAUCAUCAUCACCAUAUGGUAGUGGUGGACAUGGACAUGGUCGCGUUUGGUGUGUUGCUAAACCAUCGGUUCCAGACCCAAUUAUCCAAGAGGCUAUGAAUUAUGCAUGCGGGUCGGGUGCAGAUUGUGGCCCUAUACAACCCAACGGGUCGUGUUUCGUACCCAAUACACUUCUGUCACAUGCUUCUUAUGCCUUCAAUAGUUACUGGCAAAGGACCAAAGUUGCUGGUGCUACUUGUUCCUUUGGAGGAACUGCCAUGUUAGUUACUGUUGAUCCAAGUUCACAAGGAUGUCAUUUUGUGAGUAAUGAAUGAAUAAGAGAAAGAAAUUUAACAUCUUUGCAAAGCUUUAAGCAAGUAAUAAUAGUGUUGUCCAAGUUCACCAUUCAAGUAACAAAAUCAAACCAUGAAAGACAUGUAGGGUACCCUUUAAUUGGAAGCUUUUGAGGAAAAAAUAGGUCAAUAACUAGUUUAGAAUUUAUAGGACUUUGUUGGCAUCCUUUCUUAUGCAUUAGGAAGGGUAUAAAUUUUGUAAGGGAGAUUUGUUUAUGAUAAUCCUAUAAUUUUAAAUUUUUUUCAUGGUGG
Messenger RNA from Amaranthus tricolor (Joseph's coat), 3075 nucleotides. RefSeq names its product proline-rich receptor-like protein kinase PERK8. The record is from RefSeq and is a predicted model, not a curated record. NCBI's taxonomy places the organism in Eukaryota, Viridiplantae, Streptophyta, Magnoliopsida, Caryophyllales, Amaranthaceae. Bases 1966 to 2805 code for a protein of 279 amino acids. The transcript is spliced from 4 exons.